AGCAUUCACAUGUGUGAACUGUUACUGUAUAUGACCAAAUGGUAUAUCUAAUAUCACCCAUCCAUUGCUGUCCCCACACAGCACAAUUUUUCUUCUUCGUACAUUAAGCAAAUCGAUUCCAAGCCCAUCAAUCACUUAUGUGGAACUUUUAAGCUAGAGUUUUUAGCAAAGCGCAAAACAUAAAAUAAAAUGGAAGCAGUCAAGGUCUCAAUUGAUCAAGAUGAGAGAAGAGACACAUGCAGAGUUGCUUACAUAAUCCAUUUCUUGCUUGGUGCUGGCAACUUGCUUCCUUGGAAUGCUUUAAUCACUGCAGUGGAUUAUUUUGCGUACCUCUAUCCAACCAAACACAUAGAGAAGGUUUUCUCAGUGGCUUACAUGAUUUCAUCAGUUCUAGUACUUCUCAUGAUGAUGAGCUGGGGAGGUUGGAGCAGAACAACGUUGAGGUUGCGAAUGAACGUCGGGUAUUCAAUGUUUGUUAUGUCUCUCAUGAUACCUCCUGUCAUUGACUGGGCCUCCAGCAGCACCAAGUUAGAAGACAGACCAAGCGGCGCCUAUGGUUUGACCGUUGCAGCAGUGGUGAUUUGUGGUUUAGCAGAUGGCUUGGUGGGUGGAAGCUUGAUAGGAUCGGCCGGCAAGCUCCCAAAACAGUAUAUGCAAGCUGUUUUCGCCGGAACUGCAUCAUCAGGUAUUAUAAUUUCAGUGUUGAGGAUAAUAACAAAAGCAUCACUUCCACAAACACCAAAGGGACUACAAAUAAGUGCUCACUUGUACUUUAUGGUUGCUACUGUUUUCCUACUAUGCUGCAUAAUCUUCAGCAAUUUGCAGUACAAGUUACCAGUCAUGCAGGAGUAUUAUCAGAGCCUUCAACACGACAACACCUUAUGCUCUGGGACAAGAUUUUGGGCAGUUGCGGGGAAAAUCAAGGGGCCAGCUUUUGCAAUUCUCAUAAUCUACGUAGUGACUCUGUCUAUCUUCCCAGGAUUCAUUGCAGAGGAUCUGGAAUCCAAGCUUCUAAUGGAUUGGUAUCCUAUUUUACUGAUAACAGUUUAUAAUCUUGCUGAUCUUAUUGGGAAGUCAUUAACUGCCUUCUAUGUCAUACAAUCUAUCACAAGGGCAAUAUGGACCUCCAUAAUAAGGCUACUAUUCUAUCCACUCUUUAUCCUUUGUCUUCAUGGACCAAAGUGGCUGAAAUCAGAAGUGCCAAUGAUAGCUCUUACCUUUCUGCUUGGUGUUACUAAUGGUUACCUCACCAGUGUCCUUAUGAUUCAAACACCCAAGUCAGUGCCCUUCUCAGAAUCAGAGUUAUCUGCUAUUGUGAUGAUAGUGUUCCUUGGAUUUGGUUUGGUUGGUGGUUCAGUCCUAGGCUGGUUCUGGAUCUUAUAAAGGUCUUUGUUCCAUUGUGUAAUAAAAUGAUCCUAAAGGUGUGUUUGUGAGUUGUGUCUUGGAAGGAAAGGGAGGGAAGGGAGCUCUAUGAGUAAAUGGACUCUACUUUUCUCAUCAAGCCGUUCACAUUCCUCCCUUCUAUUCCAAGAUCUAAACUUGCAAAUACACCUUAGGGCAAUGCACACUGGGCAAUAAAGGAAUAGCUCUGCAGCAUCAAGCAUCAAACUUCACCAUUCCAGAAUAUGAGAAACCGUAGAGACCAUUAGGAGAUAUCUAGGCAAGUAAUAUGUAAUAUAUGGUAUCCGCAGACAGUAAAUGACAUUAAAAAUCUGUGUUUGGCUAUUUACUAGAGCAAAAUGCAUCUUAGUCUCCGAAAUUAUUGGUCGUUAAAA
Arachis ipaensis is the source of this 1775-nucleotide messenger RNA. Lineage: Eukaryota; Viridiplantae; Streptophyta; Magnoliopsida; Fabales; Fabaceae. The record is from RefSeq and is a predicted model, not a curated record.